Messenger RNA from Lampris incognitus (smalleye Pacific opah), 1186 nucleotides. RefSeq names its product mitochondrial fission factor homolog A-like. The coding region runs from base 119 to 922 and encodes 267 amino acids. The record is from RefSeq and is a predicted model, not a curated record. Gene Ontology annotation, biological process: positive regulation of mitochondrial fission. Gene Ontology annotation, cellular component: peroxisome; mitochondrial outer membrane. The transcript is spliced from 7 exons. Lineage: Eukaryota; Metazoa; Chordata; Actinopteri; Lampriformes; Lampridae.
ACCGGCCAUCCGCUCCGGCUGGUGGGUAAAUAAAUAACAUCACAGCGUUUUGGGCCAAAAGGACAGUCUUUUUACAAAUGACAUUUUAAGUCGGACAGCGCAGUUACGUAACGGCUGAAUGAGUAGGCCAACCUUCCCCUCCUCCUCUGCUGAGGUGGCAGAAAUGAACCGCAUCCACUAUGAGCUGGAGUACACAGAGGGCAUCAGCCAGCGCAUGCGGAUUCCGGAGACCCUCAAGGUAGCCCCAGAGAACCAACCAGGGGGUCUACCAUCCCAGUGUCCGUUGCCAGUCCACACUGCUCUAAUGCAGGUACCUGAGAGAAUUAUCAUAGCUGGGGACAAAGAGGACCCACAGUAUUCUCGGCCCCGAGACUUGGACCUAAUCCAGUCAACGCCCCCACUGGACCUGCUAAAUAUGAAGGCUCCGCCACGUGUGCUCACCCUCACAGAGCAGCCACUAGACUCGCUGGAGACUGACCAGACUCCCCCUCCACAGACCAACACAAGCCAGGUGGUCCACACUCAGUUUCGAUCUCGACGGGAGCGAAGUGCCAGUGAGAACCUGACUGGCCGCCACAAUGGCCAAAUCAACAGAACUGAUGCAAGUGUAACCCCAUCCCCCUCUGCCCCACCAGUCCGGGUGUGUCCCCCUCUCAGUACCCCUGAGGAUACACACAUGAACCUGUUCACAGCAGGGGGGUUCCUGUCUUACAUCCAGUCGACCACCCGCCGGGCCUACCAGCAGAUCCUUGAAGUCUUGGAUGACAACCACCGCAGGACUCAACUGGACCUGGCCCUGGAUAUGACCCCUGAUGAAUCAGGCUUAGUGGAUGCCUCCUCACUUCGACGGCAGAUUGUGAAACUGAACCGUCGUCUUCAGCUGCUCGAAGAGGAGAACAAGGAACGCUCCAAGCGGAGGUGAUCCUGUACUCAGCAACCGUGGCGUUCUGGCUGGUCAACACCUGGAUCUGGUUCCGUCGCUGAGAUCAGACAGGUCUGAUUCUCCCAGAACAUUGGUAGUCAAAGCUGUUCCUCGUUCAUUUUGAGAAGCCAUUUGCAUGGCCCCAAGUUGAAGUUACUUCCAUCGAUGUUUGCUAUCAAUCCUCUAAGUGGGAAGAAAUAACAUUUGUAAAUAGGACAUUUUGCUGUUGGAAUUAGGAUACAAAGUAAUGGGCUUAAAGCAACA